UCCUUGGCUGCCGCUCGAGUUAAUAAACAGUUAAGUUUGGAAGACUCCUUAGACACGUUGAGGGGGAGUUACCAAGCCCAGGCAGCAAAAACAUCCCGCCACAUUCCUGAGGAGUCCUCAGCUGCCAGCAUCUGAUUAGAACCAUAUCUCUCUCUCCGGGAGUGGCCGCGCGGCUCCGAGGCUCCCGGCCGGCGGCUAUUUAAGUGAGGCCCACCGCGUCCUCUGCGCUGUAGCCUAGAGGCUCCGGGCGCAGGGAAGUCAUGCUGGCUCCGCAGAAGCUCUAGCCAGUCCGUGUGUGUCGUGGGUUAUGUUCAUUUGAGACCUGCCCAUCGGGGAUUGCCUGGUGUCACUGAGUGUCUGCUGCUGGGUUUUCGGCUUACCUUCUUGUCAUGUCUAACGAAGUAGAGACAAGCACAACCAAUGGUCAGCCUGACCAACAGGCUGCACCAAAAGUGCCAUCAAAGAAGGAAAAGAAGAAAGGUUCUGAGAAGACAGAUGAGUAUCUGUUGGCCAGGUUCAAAGGCGAUGGUGUGAAAUACAAGGCCAAGCUAAUUGGUAUUGACGAUGUUCCUGAUGCAAGAGGAGACAAAAUGAGCCAGGACUCUAUGAUGAAGCUCAAGGGAAUGGCAGCAGCUGGUCGGUCUCAGGGACAACAUAAGCAAAGGAUCUGGGUCAACAUUUCCCUGUCUGGCAUAAAGAUUAUUGAUGAGAAAACUGGGGUAAUAGAGCAUGAACAUCCAGUAAAUAAGAUCUCCUUCAUUGCCCGUGAUGUGACAGACAAUCGAGCAUUUGGUUAUGUGUGUGGAGGAGAAGGCCAGCAUCAAUUUUUUGCCAUAAAAACAGGACAACAGGCUGAGCCAUUAGUCGUCGAUCUUAAAGACCUUUUUCAAGUAAUCUAUAAUGUAAAGAAAAAGGAAGAAGAAAAGAAAAAGGUUGAAGAAGCCAACAACAAAGCAGAAGAGAAUGGGACUGAGGCUCUGAUGACCCUUGAUGAUCAAGCCAACAAGCUGAAGCUGGGUGUUGACCAGAUGGAUUUGUUUGGGGACAUGUCUACACCUCCUGACCUAAAUAGUCCAACAGAAAGCAAAGAUAUCCUGUUAGUGGAUCUAAACUCUGAAAUCGACACCAAUCAGAACUCUUUAAGAGAAAAUCCAUUCUUAAAAAAUGGCGUCACCUCCUGUUCUCUCCCUCGACCAAAGCCUCAGGCAUCCUUCUUGCCUGAGAAUGCCUUUUCUGCCAAUCUCAACUUCUUUCCCACCCCUAAUCCUGACCCUUUCCGUGAUGAUCCUUUUGCACAGCCAGACCAAUCGGCACCCUCUUCGUUUGAUUCUCUCACAUCUCCAGAUCAGAAGAAAGCGAAUUUGAGUAGCUUGUCUACUCCUCUGAGUAAAGGGCCCCUGAACGGUGGUACUGAUUACUUUGGCCAACAAUUUGACCAGAUCUCUAACCGGACUGGCAAACAGGAAGCUCAGGCAGGCCCGUGGCCCAAUCCAAGUUCGCAAACCCAGCAAGCAGUGAGAACUCAAAAUGGGGUAUCUGAAAGAGAACAGAACGGCUUCCAUAUCAAAUCUUCCCCGAACCCUUUUGUGGGAGGCCCUCCCAAAGGACUAUCGGUACCGAAUGGCGUCAAGCAGGACUUGGAAAGCUCUGUCCAGUCCUCAACGCAUGACUCCAUAGCCAUUAUCCCACCUCCACAAAGUACCAAACCAGGAAGAGGCAGAAGAACUGCUAAGUCUUCAGCAAAUGACUUGCUUGCAUCAGACAUCUUUGCCUCAGAACCUCCAGGUCAAACAUCUCCCACAGGACAACCUGCAGCCCCACAGACCAACCCUUUGGAUCUCUUCAAAACAAGUGCCCCUGCCCCAGUGGGGCCCCUUGCAGGUCUAGGUGGCGUUCCAGUGACACCUCCCCAGGCAGGGCCUUGGACACCUGUUGUCUUUAGUCCUCCUACAGCUGUGGUCCCAGGAGCCAUAAUAAGCGGCCAGCCUUCAGGUUUUGGUCAGCCAGUCGUUUUUAGUACAACCCCAGCAGUUCAAGUUUGGAAUCAGCCUUCAUCAUUUGCAACCCCAGCUUCCUCUCCAGCCCCUGCAGUUUGGUGUCCCACCCCAUCUGUGGCCCCCAACGCUUGGUCAACCACAAGCCCUCUGGGGAAUCCUUUUCAAAGUAACAUCUUUCCACCUCCUUCCAUGUCCACUCAGUCCUCUCCUAUGCUGUCCGCUUUGGCCACACCUCCUCAACCACCUCCCAGGAAUGGCCCACUAAAGGACAUCCCCAGUGACGCUUUCACUGGCUUAGAUCCUCUUGGGGACAAAGAAGUCAAGGAAGUGAAGGAGAUGUUUAAGGACUUCCAGCUGCGGCAGCCGCCUGUCCUACCCACGAGGAAGGGAGAGACACCUCCCGCUGGGACUUCAAGUGCCUUCUCCAGUUACUUCAACAGUAAAGUUGGCAUUCCUCAGGAGCAUGUAGACCAUGAUGAUUUCGAUGCCAAUCAACUGCUGAGCAAGAUUAAUGAACCACCAAAGCCAGCUCCCAGGCAAGGUGCCCCCUUGGGUACCAAGUCUGCUGAUAGUUCCCUCGAGAACCCUUUCUCUAAAGGGUGCUUCAGCUCACCACAGCCCUCCGUGGUUUCUCAGCCUGCAUCUUCUGAUGCCUACAGGAGCCCUUUCGGAAAUCCUUUCGCCUAGCUUCUGAAGUUGCAAUGCUGACUGUCCAGAUGAACAACAAGACUGGCUUUAGUCAAGGACAAGCUGAUAGCCAGAAACAUGCUGACCUCUGUCCUUGUUCCAGCCUUGACGUAUUAGCCGUUGCCUUACUUGUCUUUGCCUCUUGUACUUGUAAAAUGCCUUUCACUUUCUGUCUAGACUAAACUGAAACUAUGGCUUUACGUAAAUUAAGCUCCUAAACUCUCUAGCCCAAAUAUAAAUGAAGUAGCUUCCCUACCAAAUCCUUGUCUGCUGUACCCCUAGAAUCCUCUGGAAUACUCUCCCUUCUACCCUCCAGCAGGGAGGUGCAGUCACUUUAACCCUGCAUAUCACACUGCUCUGAGUAAAUGUCCAAAUCCUCAUAGGUCGAUGUUGUCUGGGGU
This is a messenger RNA of Acomys russatus (golden spiny mouse), 3085 nucleotides long. RefSeq names its product DAB adaptor protein 2 (gene Dab2). The record is from RefSeq and is a predicted model, not a curated record. The coding region runs from base 390 to 2684 and encodes 764 amino acids. Gene Ontology annotation, cellular component: plasma membrane. Gene Ontology annotation, biological process: positive regulation of endocytosis; receptor-mediated endocytosis; negative regulation of canonical Wnt signaling pathway. NCBI's taxonomy places the organism in Eukaryota, Metazoa, Chordata, Mammalia, Rodentia, Muridae. The transcript is spliced from 15 exons.